CAUCUCCAACACCUUCCGCCGCCCUCCUCGCACCCUGUCUUGCUUUUGCAUCUGUGCGCCAGCCAAUUUCCUCACAAAGCCGCAGACAUCACAAAUCUGGAGCGUCGUCUACACAGCGCUCCUCCAGCAAUCGAAGAGGAAGGGCGACUGCGCAUCCGCAAGCGGCCUCCCGUGGUACAUUCAGCUGGUUUUGAGGCUGCGCAGUGGUGCGGCGGCGAGGGAACACUGCUCGCCAUCUGCACCCAACCUGGUCUGUCUGAUCGCCGCAUGCAAUCGCGCGUCCGGGCACGAAUAUGCUAGGUUCGGCCACCACCGCGACUCCUUCGCUGCACACUGCAACCACGAGCGCAACGCCUUCUUCGCCCACCCGCCCGAGUCGACUGCGCGGCCUGUCGUACCUGCGCAACUACACCCACAACCACCUGCACCGCUCCGAGCAGCAGCAGCAGCAGCAGCCCCCUCCACCUCUCACGCGCUCGACCUCAUCUCCGCUCGGUCUGCCAUUCUCGCCGUCGAGGAGUGCCACGCCGACGCAGCCUCCGCCGUCGACUUCGGAGCGGGGUACGCAGCAGCAUUCUGCCGCUCCUGCCUCCACCAUACAAUCCGGCGAGCACGGCUGGAUUCCAACCACGCAUUCUGCGCAGCUGACCUCCACCAAUACCAUCUCGGCAGUCCCAGAGCCAAACAUCACGAGUACAGUCGACAGCAUGACCCGGUCGAGGACGUCGCCAUUUGGCCCCACUGCUUCCAAUACUUCCGCUCGCCGAACUUCCGGACCUGAGCUGCCUGAGAUUGCCGCAAUGCCUUCUGCCAUGCCCGACUCCACGACAGCCACGCCGGGCCCGAGCAAAGAGUCCCUCCCCACCAUUCGCUUCAUUCCACACGUCGAAACCCGCUCGUCACGGCCCUCGCUCCACUUCAACGCACUUUCCCGCCAACUUAAGACGCCUGACGGCAAGGUCAAAGUCGGCCGCUACAGCGAGCGUGACAGCAACACGAGCGAUGUGGUGGGUUUCAAGUCGAAAGUGGUGAGCAGAAGACACUGCGAAUUCUGGUGCACCGACGGGCAGUGGUAUGUCAAGGAUGUCAAAUCGAGCUCAGGCACUUUUCUCAACCACGUCCGUUUGUCGAGCCCUGGCGUCGAGAGUCGUCCCUACCCCGUGAACGAUGGAGAUGUUGUGCAGCUCGGCAUAGACUUCAAAGGUGGAGAAGAGGUAAUCUUCAGAUGCGUCAAGAUCCGCAUUGAAUGCAACCGUGGCUGGCAAAAGAGCUUGAACAACUUCAACACGUCUGCACACAAGCGACUGCUGAACAGCGCCAAAAACACCCCGAAAUCCAAAGUACGCGAUUCCGAUGCCGCUAGUGUCAACAGCUCCGAGUGCUCCAUCUGCUUGAACCCAGUGGCGCCCUGUCAAGCGCUUUUUGUGGCUCCAUGCAGUCAUGUUUGGCACUACAAAUGCAUUCGAGGUCUUAUCCACGGACCCAACUAUCCCAAUUUCUUGUGCCCCAACUGCCGCUUUGUGGCGGACCUGGAGGCAGAGGUCGAGCAGCCAGAAGAAGAGAUGUUCGAAAAUUUCACAGAUGCCGAUGCACAGGCCAAUGGAGGCGGAGAGACUCCGAACGGAAACAGAAAUGACGAACCUGGUGACAGUGAGGAGCAGCAUACGUCUGAUUCAGCGCCCGAUACGGGUGACAGAUCACAGGACGGAGAUGUGGAUGAGGACCUCUCGAGAAUGCUCAACGAUACUUCGAUAAGCUCGCCCACUGCCCAGGCGAAAUCAGCAACCAGAGCUGAUCGGUCGAGCUCCUCUGCGCUGCCAGUGCCCAGUUCAUCACAGCCCAUCAACAUCUCGCGAUCCCGAUCCGGUCAGCGAUCUCCCAGCGAUUCUAAUGGAGCGCGCUCAACCACGCCGACUUCUCAUGCGCCGUUCGCGCUGUCGGCAGGGCCCUCGGUCGUCACAGAAGGCCCGAUGACGCCACGUAACGACGCCGGCCCGUUUGUACUCGAUGGCAGCGCGGGUCGAGAUCGGAUAGACAGCAAUCUGGCUACGCAAGCCGUCGCUGAGGUCAGCGAGCCAGCCUCUCCCGAAGAGAUUUCGGCGAGGAACUGGCCAUUGUGAAGAGACGACAUUCAUCAGGCGAAUUCUCUUGGAACGAGCAGUAAAUCGAGGCACAAUGUUUAAUGAUAUCGUGGGCAGGCGCGCUUGGAGUGCAGUCGGAUCGCAUUGGGUUUAUUGGCAUUUUGAGCGAUCGAGCGGGCAUUGAGCGUCUUCUCCUUCUUCCUUCGUCUUUCGUCGUUGCAUUGGGUUUCGCAGAGCUGCUGAUACGAAUUCUCUUAGUGGAUAACGGUAUUAAACGUCAAAUUACUCCGCAACCGGAUGUCCAUCCCAGCCCUAGCGUUCGAGAUCACAAAG
Cercospora beticola is the source of this 2414-nucleotide messenger RNA. RefSeq lists its product as uncharacterized. The record is from RefSeq and is a predicted model, not a curated record. Lineage: Eukaryota; Fungi; Ascomycota; Dothideomycetes; Mycosphaerellales; Mycosphaerellaceae. Gene Ontology annotation, biological process: ubiquitin-dependent protein catabolic process; protein K48-linked ubiquitination. Gene Ontology annotation, cellular component: cytosol; ubiquitin ligase complex; cell division site. Gene Ontology annotation, molecular function: protein binding; ubiquitin protein ligase activity.